Molecule: messenger RNA, 837 nt
Organism: Mollisia scopiformis
Lineage: Eukaryota; Fungi; Ascomycota; Leotiomycetes; Helotiales; Mollisiaceae
Exons: 2
Coding region: 303-638 (111 amino acids)
Source: RefSeq, a predicted model, not a curated record
AGUCAGCGCUAAGACGUGGUUGCUCGCUUCGGGCUCGCUAACCCCGAGCAAGCCUCAAUUCCGACCCACUGUUACCUCAGAAACUGACCUGGCCAGUCGGUACAGCCUCAAACACAGUGAUCGCACGUACGUUUUCUGGGAAGCCUUGCUACUAAAGGAAGGAACUCUUUUUUCGGGGUCCGAAAUGGGCUUCAACGGAGGAGAACGAAUGAGCUACAUCGGCGAGACAUUUCCUACAGAACCAAGCAAUUUAUCAUAUUUUCCCACAAGAUACCAAGACCGAGUAACAACGUACUUCCGAAAUGCAAAUCCCAGGCUUCGCUCUCUUCUCCUUGGCAGCCACUGCGGUCGCUCUCCCAUCCAACCUCGUCGCUCGGUCCAACUACAACCUCCAGACCUGCGUCGACCUUAACCUCGAAGGCAACUGUGUCGAAAUGAACGGUGCAUACAACACCUGUACAGACGUCCCAACCAGCUUCAAUGAUGUCAUUUCUUCUAUUGCUGGAGACCAACGAACUAGCUGUCGAGCCUAUAUGGAUGCGGGGUGUAAUGGUGAUAGUUUUGUUGUUCCGAAAGGUGUCCAGUUGAUGAGGAUUCCGGAAACGUUUAAUGAUCAAAUCAGUAGCUUUUGGUGCUAAAGAGGGGUCGGCUUUGUGCUCGUUUCUGGAGUUUGGAUAUUGGUCGGUGCAUUGCUUUCGGCUGAUUUUGGAAGCAUAGCGAUGACCAUCGGAUAUAUUGAAAGUGGGAGUUUUUGAAUUCAAUUUUUUUGGUUCAUUUUCUACCUCUUAUCUGCAUUGUUUGGUAUCGAGUUAGCCUCAUGCGUGCCUAUUGAACUUU